This is a messenger RNA of Lucilia cuprina (Australian sheep blowfly), 984 nucleotides long. It is a transcript of the gene SCOT, whose product is annotated as succinyl-CoA:3-ketoacid-coenzyme A transferase, mitochondrial. Bases 169 to 984 code for a protein of 271 amino acids. Gene Ontology annotation, molecular function: succinyl-CoA:3-oxo-acid CoA-transferase activity. Gene Ontology annotation, cellular component: mitochondrion. NCBI's taxonomy places the organism in Eukaryota, Metazoa, Arthropoda, Insecta, Diptera, Calliphoridae. The record is from RefSeq and is a predicted model, not a curated record. The transcript has 4 exons.
UAUUAAAAAAAACUUGUUUGUCUCUUUUAGCUAAUAGCUUGCUAUUCCACCAGUGGUAAACCAGCUAAGGGUAAAAUCUAUGAAAGUGCCGCUGAUGCAGUACACGAUUUACACGAUGGUGCCAAAAUCUUGUUUGGUGGUUUUGGUCUUUGCGGUAUACCAGAAAAAAUGAUUGAAGCUAUUAAACAAAAGGGCGCGAAAAACUUAACAGCCGUUUCAAAUAAUGGAGGUAUUGAUGACGCCGGUUUGGGUGUUCUUUUGAAGUCUCGCCAAUUGGGUAAGAUGAUUGUCUCUUAUGUAGGUGAAAAUGCUGAAUUGGUCAACCAAUAUUUAUCCGGUGAAUUGGCAGUAGAGUUGACACCACAAGGUACUUUAGCUGAAAAAAUUAGAGCAGCUGGCGCUGGUGUACCCGCCUUCUAUACACCCACCGGUUAUGGUACACUUAUUCAAACAGGUGGAGCUCCAAUUAAAUACAGCAAAGAUGGUAAAGUUGAAAUUGCUAGCAAACCCAAACCAGUACAAGAAUUUAAUGGCAGAAACUAUGUCAUGGAAGAGGCUAUGUUUGCUGAUUUUGCUAUUGUCAAGGCUCAAAAGGCUGAUCCCUAUGGCAAUUUGGUUUUCAAUAAGGCUGCCCGUAACUUCAAUGCCGCUAUGUGCCGUGCUGCUAAAGUCACCAUUGUUGAAGUCGAAGAAAUUGUGCCCGUAGGUGCUAUUGAUCCCGAUGAAAUCCAUAUUCCUGGCAUCUAUGUUAAGCGUAUCUUCAAGGGUACCAACUAUGAGAAACGUAUCGAAAAGGUACGCAUUACUGAGACUGACUCUACCAAGAAAUCGGCUCCCACACCAGCCCAGGCCGUACGUGAACAGAAAAAGGCUUUAAUUUUAGAUGAGCUUUCUAAAGUUAUAUUCAUACAAAAGGGAAUUUUAAAACAGAUGUUUAAACAGCUGUCCAAUAGUGUUGUAAAACGUCAACAUAACAACAAUUAG